UGUCAGAGGAAAAGCAUCGAUAUUCGGCGUGUUUGGAUUUCCAUGUGGCACCAAACUCAUUUAAAUGAACAGAAGAAUUUACGACUAACUGUCCACUAAAACAGAGCAGUCAUGGGGAAAAAAGGCAAGAAGGAGAAGAAGGUUAAAGGAGCGGAGAAGACAGCUGCCAAAAUGGAGAAAAAGGUUUCAAAGAGGUCCAAACGAGAAGAGGAGGAUCUGGAAGCUCUGAUCGCUGAGUUUCAGAGUCUGGACGCAAAGAAGACCCAGGUUGUAGAGACGACGUGUCCGCCUCCACCACCGAGACUGAAUGCAUCGCUCUCUGCACAUCCUGAGAAAGAUGAACUCAUCCUGUUUGGAGGAGAAUUCUUCAAUGGAAAGAAGACUUAUCUGUACAACGAUCUGUUUUUCUACAACAUCAAGAAGAAUAGUUGGGUUAAAGCAGAAAUCCCCAACCCUCCUCCACCACGCUGCUCUCAUCAGGCGGUAGUAGUUCCCCAGGGCGGGGGCCAGCUCUGGGUGUUUGGGGGAGAGUUUGCCUCUCCAAAUGGGGAACAGUUCUACCACUACAAGGACCUUUGGGUACUGCACCUGGCUACACACACCUGGGAGAACAUCAAGGCACCUGGUGGUCCGUCCGGCCGCAGCGGACACCGGAUGGUCCUCAGCAAGAGGCAGCUGCUGGUGUUCGGAGGUUUCCAUGAGAGCACCAGGGAUUUUAUCUACUACAAUGACGUCUACUCUUUCUCCCUGGACACCUUUUCUUGGUCACGCCUCUCUCCAUCAGGCUCCGCCCCCUGCCCGCGCUCUGCCUGUCAGAUGACCUCCACGCCAGACGGCAUGGGUGUCAUCAUCUAUGGGGGAUACUCCAAAGUGAGGGUCAAGAAGGAUGUUGAGAAAGGGACCAUCCACUCUGACAUGUUUCUUCUGAAGCGAGAGGGGAAAGAUGGUCAAGAGAAGUGGUCGUGGUCCAGAGUGAAUCCUUCUGGCAGUAAGCCUCCUCCUCGUUCUGGUUUCUCCAUGGCGGUGGGCCCAGCUGGGCGGGCGGUGCUGUUUGGUGGCGUUUGUGACGAAGAAGAGGAAGAGACGCUGGAGGGCGACUUCUACAAUGACCUGUAUUUGUACGACACGGUGAAAAACCGCUGGUUCCCCAGUGUGCUCAGGGGAAACAAGACAGAGAAGAAGAAACGGCGGCGGGGGAAGAAGGGUGGGGCAGAAGGGGAAGAAGCGGAGAGGGAGGAAGAGGAGGCGGAGGCACCUCAAGGACCCACCGAGAUCGUCAAGGAGAUCGUCACUGAGGAUGGAACAGUGAUGACCAUUAAGGAAGUGAUUCCUGGUCCUCAAGAGGAGGAGGAGGAGGAGGAAGAAGAGGAAGAGGAGGAAGAAGAUGGCUCGGCCGCGGCCCCGCUCAUCGAGCCUUGCCCAAGGUGCAGCGCCAUGGCAAUGGUGCGUCAGGGCAAGCUUUACCUGUACGGGGGCAUGUUUGAGGUGGGCAACCGCCAGUUCACCCUGAGCGACUUCUAUUGUCUGGACCUGCACAAGAUGGACCAGUGGGAGGUUCUGGUCGAAAUGGACCCAAAGACACAGGAGUGGCUGGAAGAGUCUGAGUCAGAGGAUGAGGAAGAGGAAGAGGAGGAGGCGAAGGGAGCAGAGGGGGAGGAAGAAGAGUCUGAAGAGGAAAGCGAAGACGAGGAAGAUGAAGAGGAGCACCCUGGAGUACAGGAGGGGGAGACGGUAACGGAUUACCAGAUCCGUACAGAGCAGUACUGGAUAGGACUGGCACGUGCCAACAUGGGCCCUGACGCCAAGGACAAAAAAGUCGCCAAGGUUGCCCUCGCCAUGGCUAAAGUCUUCUAUGAAGACCAGUAGUGGGAUACGUAGAAGUCUGAAUGACUGCAUGUGCAGUUUGUGUGUGUGUGUGUGUGUGUGUGUGUGUGUGUGUGUGUGUGUGUGUGUGUGUGUGUGUGUGUGUGUGUGAGAGAGAGAGAAAAUAUUUUAUGUAAUGGAUUAACUUUUAUAUCACAUCUGGAAACGCCUUUUGAACUGUAUGGCAAGUAAUUCAGUGAUGAAAUGGUUACAUUCAAAUUUCACAACAAAAAAAAUAAAUAUAAAUUAUCAAUCAGUUUGUAAACAACAUUUUCAUUCAUGUU
Messenger RNA from Archocentrus centrarchus (flier cichlid), 2147 nucleotides. It is a transcript of the gene klhdc4, whose product is annotated as kelch domain containing 4. Lineage: Eukaryota; Metazoa; Chordata; Actinopteri; Cichliformes; Cichlidae. The coding region runs from base 112 to 1866 and encodes 584 amino acids. The transcript is spliced from 13 exons. Gene Ontology annotation, molecular function: protein binding. The record is from RefSeq and is a predicted model, not a curated record.